Molecule: messenger RNA, 2582 nt
Organism: Boeremia exigua
Lineage: Eukaryota; Fungi; Ascomycota; Dothideomycetes; Pleosporales; Didymellaceae
Product: aspartyl-tRNA synthetase-like protein
Exons: 2
Coding region: 215-2308 (697 amino acids)
Biological process (GO): aspartyl-tRNA aminoacylation
Cellular component (GO): cytoplasm; mitochondrion
Molecular function (GO): aspartate-tRNA ligase activity; ATP binding
Source: RefSeq, a predicted model, not a curated record
GUUGGGGUAGUAGGGGGUGUGCGCGUGGGGUGGCUUACAGUAGUUAAACUGGAAGGAUGAAGAGGAAACGAAGGUUUCGGAUGGCGGAAACUUUUGUGGCAGGCGCGCUUGGGCCAAGUCUUGGCGGCUCCGUUCACUUUUUGAUCAGUCGAUGAACCAUCAUCGUAAACAUCAAAAUCAGGUAGCGAGCCACUAAGUCGUUCGUUAUUGAGAGAUGAGUCUAGUGCAUGCUUCGAGGCACGUUGCAGGUCGAGGCGCAUGUCGAUGGAGCUCCUAUGCUGAGAUAUCUCGAUUUGUUCGAACACGCCCUCACAGCAUCACGUUUGGUCGCGCACAGUUAUGCUCACGGGUAGCGACUCGCUCCAUAGCGAGCGUCCAGCCCAGCACGCAAGCACUAUCGCCAGAGCAGAAGCUUCGCAAUGCAUUGGAUGAUUUCAAAGCUUCAACACUUCAAUCCUGGAGACACCUCGAUGAUGAAUGGAGGGUGCUACGAUCGGAUAGCUUAAAUCAUAAACAAGCUGGUCGAGAGGUUGAGAUCACGGGCUACCUGGGCACACGACGAGAUAUAAGUCAAAAGCUGUCUUUCGCCAUGCUCCGCAGCAAGAAUCAAACAUGGUGCAUUCAGAUUGUGUCUACAGGUAACGCUGAGGGCGAAGAGGCAAAGGCGCAUAAUCGCCUCCGGACCUUGAGAGAAUGGACACCGGUCGUUGUUCGAGGCAGGCUGCUAGGGAGAAAGCAAGCCGACAGCGAUACCUAUCUUGGAAUGAAGAUGGUCACAGAUCGGGAGAUUUCGCUGACAAGCAUCACUCCUCUGAACGAGAUGCCAAACGACAUCAUAAUUAAGCAAGACACCGUCUUCGGGCCUGAGCAGCGACACCUGCAACUGCGGACCGACUCCGAGCUGCGCGAGAACAUUCUCAUGCGGCACAAGGCUAUGCAAAGAGCGCGACUGGAGCUGACGGCAAAUGGGUGGAGGGAAAUCGAGACCCCCAUCCUGUUCAAAUCCACUCCUGAAGGCGCACGAGAGUUCCUUGUGCCAACGCGGACUAAAGGUUUGGCAUACGCACUUCCCCAGAGUCCACAGCAGUACAAACAGAUUCUGAUGGCCUCGGGCAUCACCAAGUACUAUCAGUUCGCACGCUGUUUCCGCGACGAGGACCUGCGAGCCGAUCGACAGCCAGAGUUCACGCAGCUCGAUAUGGAGAUGUCGUUUGCGGGUGAGGAAGACAUGAUGGCCGAGACCGAAAAGCUACUGAGAACGCUGUGGUACAAGAUCCUCAAGCAAAAGGUGCCUGAAUCUUUCCCUCGAAUGACCUACCAGGAGGCCAUGGCUUCAUAUGGAUCAGACAAGCCUGAUCUGCGCCACAACUCCAAGAUCCACAACAUCACCCAGCACCUGCCCGCAGACCUGAUCGGCAAGAUCACGCCCCUCGAAGACUCUACUGUAGACGCUAUCAAGAUCUCCAUCUCAUCUGACCCGAAGGUCACACGGAGAUUCAUCUCCGACUUCCUCGACAGCUCCGAAGGCCGCCCCUUCCUCGAAAACCCCGACGGCCAACCCGGCGUCUUCGUCGGCGACCACGGAGCCCCCAUGCAAGGCCUGGGUCCCCUCGGCCACCAGUAUCUGAUGGAGGGCCCAACCGACCUCGCCAUCGAACACGGCGACCUGCUGGUAGUGCAGGCACGCCCCACCGCCCCCUUCGCCGGCGGUGCCACGGCCCUCGGUACCCUGCGCCUAGCACUCCACAAAGCAGCCAUCGCGGCAGGCCUCGCCCCGCCCCCCGACCCCAAAGACUUCCGCUUCCUCUGGAUCCACGACUUCCCCCUCUUCUCGCCCACGACUGCCUCCGAGCCCGGCCAGGGCGGCGCCGCCGGCCUCGCCGCAACACACCACCCCUUCACCGCGCCCAAGACGCCCGCCGACGUCGAACUCUUGCUCACUGCCCCCACGGAUGCAGUCGCUGCACACUACGACAUCGUCGUCAACGGCGUCGAGCUCGGAGGCGGCAGCCGCCGUAUCCACAGCGCCGCCGUGCAGGAAUUCGUGUUCCGCGACGUGCUGUGCAUGGCGCCGGAGCGCGUCGAGGAUUUCCGCCACCUGCUCGAUGUGCUGAGGUCCGGGUGUCCGCCGCACUGUGGGCUUGCGCUGGGCUGGGACCGGGUGAUGGCGGUGAUGUGCGGGAAGGAGAGUGUGAGAGAUGUCAUUGCGUUUCCGAAGAGUGGGAGGGGCGAGGAUUUGGUGGUUAAGAGCCCCAAUCGGCCCACGGAGGGGCAGUGGGAUACAUAUGGGCUGCAGGUGAAGCAGUAGGGAGUGGGGAGUGAGGAGUGUGCCUGACUGUUCGGCAGGACGGGGCUUUCCAUGUAAUAUGUAUAUUGCCAUGUACAACUAUUGUUCAAAAUGGAACUUGACAAGAUUACGCCGCUUUUGUUAAGCUUCAAACGCGCAUCCUAGAAAUUGUAGCUUAGUCACAACAUUUACUGCAACAUCGGGCAAGGAUGAUUGAUAGUUUCAACAUAAGUUUUUCUCAUAGAAUAUCUAUGCUUGAACGCCUGAACGGAGGUGUCCAAGUAUAGUUCCGUGG